ACACUGAUCUCCUUAUGUAAUUGUAAUUCGUAUAUUCAUAAAUCUGAUAUCUGAAGUAAACUUGGGAAUUUUAUCAAAUCUUUUUUGAAAAAUACGUCGAUUUUACCGAUAAGAUAUGUCCAGACAAAAUUCAGCUCGUGCUGAUGGCAAGAAAGUUAGUUCCGAGUUAUUUACUCUAACUUAUGGAGCAUUGGUUUCGCAGCUUGUUAAAGAUUUUGAAAAUGAUGAUGCAGUCAACAAGAAACUAUAUGACAUGGGCUACAACAUUGGUGUCCGGUUAAUAGAAGAUCUUAUUGCAAAAGGAAAUGUACAAAGAUGUCAUGACUUGCGUGAAACUGCUGAUGUAAUUGCCAAACUUGGUUUCAAAAUGUUCCUUGGUGUCACUCCUAUUGUUUCAAAAUGGAGUCCAGGCGGUGAUGAGUUUUCUCUGAUGCUCGAUAAUAAUCCGCUUACAGAGUUUGUGGAAUUACCAUCUGGGCACGAUAAAUUGUGUUAUUCAAACAUUCUUUGCGGAGUAUUGAAAGGUGCUUUAGAAAUGGUUCAAAUGGAUGUGGAAGUGCAUUUUGUUCAGGAUGUUUUACAUGGAGAUGACACAUCAGAAAUACGUGUUAAAUUCAUUAAAAAACUUGAGGAUGCCAUUCCGGCUGGCGAAGAAUAGCUUGGAACAAAUGAACAGCAUUUAAAGUUUGCUUCAGAGGCUACUUUGAAUUCUCAUAAGUGUGAAAAAGCACAACUAUGAACAAAACUACAUAUUUUAGAUCAACCUUAAGGGAUGUCACAUGCAUAAUAGCUUUGAGGCGAUCACUACUUGACUACAAUCUUGAUAAUCAACUUGAAAUGACAACUGACCAUUCAACCAACUUUUAAUAAUUAUUCUUACAUACAAA
This is a messenger RNA of Xenia sp. Carnegie-2017, 887 nucleotides long. Its product is annotated as trafficking protein particle complex subunit 3-like. The transcript is spliced from 5 exons. The coding region runs from base 116 to 658 and encodes 180 amino acids. Gene Ontology annotation, cellular component: TRAPP complex; cis-Golgi network membrane; cytosol. Gene Ontology annotation, biological process: intra-Golgi vesicle-mediated transport; endoplasmic reticulum to Golgi vesicle-mediated transport. The record is from RefSeq and is a predicted model, not a curated record. Lineage: Eukaryota; Metazoa; Cnidaria; Anthozoa; Malacalcyonacea; Xeniidae.